UCGGCGCGCCGCUCGCAGCCUCCAGCAGAGUGGAGCGGCGCUCUUGGCAGAGCUCAUCGGCAGUCGCGGCAGCAGCAACACCAACAGCAGCAACAGCAGCUCAACAACAACGCAGAGACAACCAACAAAGACGAAACAGCGCUUCCCCCCCCCCUCCUAAAGCUAUUCGAACGACGGACCUAGCAAGUGCUUGACGAGGAGGAGGGGAAGGUGGUAGGGCGAUUUAAGUCAUUGCCGGGUUGUUUUUUUCCUAGUAGUAGUUCGUUGCGAAGCGAAAUUUGUUUAAAAUAAUAAAAUUAUACAAACAUUGUUUUUGAGUACCUCACGCCUCCGAAUCGCGCUGUUAGCGGAGCUGCUGCCGUCUCUACACACCCCCCUCUCCCCCGCGAGUCGGCACGCAUUAGGUCUUCCUCGUCAUCAUCAUCAUCGUCGUUAGUUAUGGAGCUGCACAUUCUCGAACAUCGUCUGAAGAUCGCGAGCAUCGCCCGGGAGAGUCUCCCGCUCUUCACUCACGGGCUCGUCAAGCUCGCCUUCCUCACCGAUCGCACCCGGUGUAAGUUUUUCAGUUUGACGGAAACACCAGACGACUUCACCUUGAUUGUGGAUGAAGAAGGAUUUAAAGAGCUGCCGGUGUCGGAGCGGCUCACCGUGGAGGACGCCACGUGGCUUGCGCUCAACGUGGUGUCGGGCGGAGGACACAGCCCCAACUCGCCGGCCGUGGGCGUCACCAAGAUCGCAAAGUCCGUCAUCGCUCCGCUUGCCGACCACAACGUCUCCGUGUUCAUGUACUCCACGUACCAGACUGACUUCAUCUUGGUGCGUGAACGAGACCUCCCGGUCGUGAUGCAUGCCCUCUCCACGGAAUUCGCCAUUUUCCGUGAGAUUGACGGCGAGGUGGUGGCCUUGGAUGACACCGUCAUUGUCAACGGCUUCGUGAAACCUAAAAGCGUGAGCAGGCCGGUCAUCCACCCACUGACGUGCCCCGUUAACCAGUUCUGCGUGACGAGCCUCGACCCCACCACUCUGCCACUCAUCACAACUCUUCUCAUGGACAUCAUGUUCUACUCGGGAAGCGGCAAGGACUCCACGGCUGACAGCGCAGAUCGAGAACUCAUCAAGUUUUUCUCAUUCUCCUUGAUCGAGGGCUACAUCUCCCUGGUCAUGGAUACCCGCACGCUCCAAAGGUUUCCGAAUAACCUGCUGUUCACAAGUGCCUCGGGGGAAGUGUGGCGGAUGGUGAGAAUAGGCGGGCAGCCUCUGGGUUUCGACGAGUGUGGCAUCGUGGCCCAGAUAUCGGAACCGCUCGCCAACGCAGACAUCUCGGCCUACUAUAUCAGCACAUUCAAGUUUGAUCAUGCUCUGGUACCAGAAGAGGAUAUCCAAAGCGUGGUUUCCAUGCUGCAGCUGACUCCGGCGGACAACAGAUAGCGUUACAGCUGUCGUUAUCCAUUUUGGGAGGUGUGGGGCAGCCCCCCUUUUAGUUAAUGGGAGGGGGGGCCCUUGGGUGGGAUGUCUGACAAUGUGUGUUUCUUGUGGGUGGGUGGGUGGGGGGGGGUAAAGAGGUGGGGGGUGGGGGGUGUGGGGUGGGGAGAAAGAGGAGUUGUUAGAAAAGCAAUGGAAAGGUCAACCAAGCCAUAUUGGCUUCAUGGAGACACUUAAGGAAGUGUAGGAAAUUAUGUUUUCCUUUCCAAUGUGCCAGCACGAUAAUUCUCCCGUAGGGCUGGUUUCAGUGCCGUGUUAUUCGUCACUGGGAAGCGUAAGAGAACGCGUCGAGGGGCUGAGGGCAGCAACAGGGGGAGCGGGAUCGGGUUGAAGAGGGGGUGAGAGAGUAGGGAGGGUUUGACCCAUUGUGUGUAGCGUGUGUGUGCGUGUGUGUGUGCCACGGGCAUUUGCGCGUACACGUGAUUGUCCCGUAUGGAACGUAUAUAGAAGUUUUGAAGUACCUAAGCUACUAGGACAUUGAUGGCCUGCAUUGAAGGUUUAUUUAUGAGACAGGUGCUGAAACACGUGGCGUCUUUAUUCCCUCAUCAAGGGAAACGCGUAAGUAUAUCGUCAGUUCGUUGUACGAAGACCUUCAAUACAUUUCCAGGAUGGUGAAAACUGUCAGCCUAAUCCGGUGGCCACAUUAAUCUAUUUAGUUCCAUCGGGAUUGGAUGGAGGGCAUUCGAUGAACGUAUCCAGUACCGCGGUGGCGCUUUGGAGAAAUAUCAACCUCUGCUAACUAACUAUGAUCUUCGAGCGGCCAUGGUGUUAUAAUAUCUCUUGAAUGUCGAUUCCGUACAGAUUUAGAACCGCUUCCUUGUCGCCAGUGCGCUCGCGUGCUGCUCUUGUCGCGUCGUCGAGUUGGGUUCAUACGGUCAUUCUGACAACAACAACAACAACAAACAAAACCAUCCUAUCUUAACACCGUACGCCCGUCCGUCGUGGCAUAAUUUUUUUCGUUAACAUCUCUACGAAUGGUUCGGCGGUUGCUUUUUUGUUUGGGGGACAGCCUUCCAAAUAAAAUUUGGCCUAAAUGUUGCCGAGGGCCCUUUGCAGUUGGUGAAAGGGGGCGGUGGAGGCAGGGGGGGGGGGGUCUUUGAAGACUCCGAUUAGCUGGGGGGGGGGGUGCUUGUGAGGCAGCUUUACGUCUGGACAACAAGCUGGGGAAGAUGUUAUUUUCCACUUUUUAGUUUGUAUAAGCAAGCAAAAAAUAUUGAAGGGUACAAAGUGCAGAGAGAGGAGGGGGGAGGGGCGCUGCUUGAUUGGAGCAUUUAACGCAAAGUCCCACGACUGUCAUUUCAUUUUUUUACUCUUGCCGUUAUCCCCUAAGCACAAGAGAGCCCUGCUGCCACCGUCAUCGGAGAUGAUGAUGAUGAUGGAGCUUGAACUCUCUCCUCCUUUUUUCAAAAUGUGAGCAGCCCCAAGGGGGGCGGUGGCUGGGCGGGCAGGCGGGCAGGCGGGCAAGCGGGUGGGUGACCAAAGUCGAGCUGUUGCUUCGUGAGUUUACGCGAUGAUUCUUGCUGCGCUUUUUUUCCCCCUGCAUCUCAUAGCCGGAUGUGAGACAGCCAUUAAGGCAGGUAGUGAUCCGCUACGUUUACCGUGCUAGUUUACACUUUUUUUUCCAUUUUGACGACAACAACAAAAAUCAAAAAAAGACAACACUGUACAUUUUGCUUAUUGCUGUGAUCAAAAUUGACAGUUUUUAGUAGAAAUGUUUAGAAUUAUAUAAGGUCAACACGCAACAUACAUUUAAAGUAUUACAUGGCAAAUAAUGUGUACGUUUCAUUUUCAAUGGACGGGGGCGGGGGGGGGUAGGAAUAUUGUAAGCUUCUUGGUAAAGUGAUGUUGCACAUUUUAGUUUAUUUCCCCAAUGAUUUUUCGAGCUAUGCUGGCCACCAGAUGCAUAACGUACACGACCAGUGACUGUUGUUGAUGAGCGUUGAUGGAACGGGGAAGGAGCCCUCGUCGUGGCUGAUGGGCUGUGUAAUUGUGGCGGGGCAGGCCUUUUAAAACGGCUAGUGCCGUGCGUAGUACAAACGUAGCAGAUGUUUUUUUCUGUGUGUGUGUGGUGGCUACUCGUCAAAAGCCUAAGGCCAGCAAACUGGACUUUCUCACCAAAUGUCAUUUAAACUGAUAGCUUGUUUCGCGUGUGCGUGCGUGUGCGCGUGUGCGCGCGCGAUUAUAUAAUACUGUAUAUGAUGUGUUCGACUCUUUAAGGAACAGUUAGAGUUAAGAAAGUGCCAUACAGGUUAGAUCGACUUCUCGUAAGGCGUAGUUGUAGUCGUUACAUUUGGGUGUUUGAGCCAUCGUGUGUGAUUUGGCAGCGGAAUGGUUAUUUUUGGCCGGAAGUUGUCGAGUGGUUUAGACCAGGGGCAAAGAGUGCAGGGGGGGGGCCCGAACGAU
Petromyzon marinus (sea lamprey) is the source of this 3885-nucleotide messenger RNA. Its product is annotated as cytosolic arginine sensor for mTORC1 subunit 2-like. NCBI's taxonomy places the organism in Eukaryota, Metazoa, Chordata, Hyperoartia, Petromyzontiformes, Petromyzontidae. Gene Ontology annotation, biological process: negative regulation of TORC1 signaling. The record is from RefSeq and is a predicted model, not a curated record.